AUGACGGAGCCAUUCAGACCUCGCGCCAUCAUGCGCGAAGCUCCUUACCUCAAACAAGCCGGUCUCUUCGCGCCCAAAGACUACAAACGGGGUGACCUGUUGUUCUCCGACACCGCAGUGGUUUUGGGAACCGACCUUGACCUUGACAAACGACUGAUGCGACAGCGAGAUAAGAUGAUCCCAGAAGAGUGGGACGAUCUUCUGGAGCGAUGGCUCAUGGCUGCUCGCCAACACAUACCCACAAUGCGCUGGUUUGUCGAGGAAGGUACCAUGGAGGGCAUGAACUAUCCCAACCCAUCAGACAACAUCCUGGAUCGAGAGGCAUAUUCGACCUUCGUCACUGAUGCUGAAUAUCUUCUGCUUGUGGGCAAAGAGGUGGACGGUCACCAGUGGACCUGGGAAGAAGAGCUGGAGCUCAGACACUUGAGACGAGUAAUCGAAGACAGUAUUCCUGUCACUGUUGACUACCUGGGUGGACUUUCAUGGGCAGUCAGCACCCUCACCGGUCUCAUCAACCACGCGUGCCAUCCGAACGCCUAUAUGGAGCUGAUCGAAGAAGGCACAGAGGGCUAUGGCGUUGCCACAGUCACGAUAAAAGUGUUUGCCGUGAAAGAUAUCAAGGAAGGUGAAGAAAUCACAAGAUCAUACCAGGGCCCCAGGGGCUGUGUUGCACAUUGUCUUGAUAAACUCCGGCACCAGCGUGGGUUCCAUUGCAAAUGCAAUUCUUGUGAACGGGCCAAAGAGGACGUGGGUUAUCGUAUCCUGAGGAACGAUGUGUACGACCUCAAAACCCAGCUGGAGACACAACCACCGCAAAUGGCAGGGCACCGCCUACGAGAUGUCGGUCUCUUACUAGAUGGAUAUUCGCUGCUUGACAUCAGCCACGAGGUGGAGUUCCGGGUGUAUAUAGAAGAGGCGAAGACGGCUGCUCUCCUCGGAGACACAAUCCGCGCCCACUAUUUCACCACGAGACAAUUGCACUGGUUAGGCCAUUGCGCGCAUCGCCCGAUGGCGAUGAGCGCAGUCAGGGUGCUAAGUAACAUCCAGAGGAACAGACGCUUGGACAGUGCCAUCGACUUAGGACAGUCUGUGUGGGACUACUAUGAAAUGUCACAAGAGAAUCUGGAGGAGGUGAUUUUCUCGAUGGCCCCUGGAAGAAGUUCCGAUACUAAGUAUCGCCUAUUGCAAGUCGUUGACGGAGUGGUGGAGGAGGUUCCAGACGAAACGGUCAACAAGAUGGAAGCGGAGAAGAGAGAAAUGCAUGAGCGGCAGCUAGAGGAAAGACGCCUGGCAGAAGAAAAGGAACGCCAGGAUCUGCAACACAGAGUACAGGCCCAGACAAUGACUCUUGAGGAGCUUACCCAGAGCAUCGAAGGUGCACCACAAGGUCCAAGCAAGAAGAAAAAGAAGUCAAAGAAGAAGGCCAAGAAGGGUCCUGAUACAACAAACGAGGAGAGCGAACCUUUGGUCGAUGAUACCGCUACAACUGAAAGCCUCAAUCAAAUCCCGGUUGGAAAAAGCGCAGUGCAGAAUUUAGACGACAGCACAAAGGCCAUUGAGAAGAAAGAUGUCAAUGAGCAUGAUCAGCAAAAGAUCAAAACAGAUGCAAAAUCCUCUUCUCCCCCCACAGCAACCCCUAGUCCUGCUGAAAAGGCAAAUGGAUUGACCGGCAUGUCUUUGGAUGCAGGAUCAGGAAAAUCCAACCACGAUGAGAAAAGCGAUCUAGCGAGAGUCAACAAGUGGACAAACACAACUGAGAGGUCAAUGUUGACUGAAACGAACGCGACACCCGACCCUGACCUUACGACGACCCCGGAUACACUCACCCAGACACAUACUUGGACCGAUACUGACGAAGACAGCCUGACUAUGCCUCGUUACGAUCAGCACACGAAAACAGACACGGUGGAUGAUGUAGCAAACGACAAUAGCUGGACGACAGUCACAACUCGCAAGAAGACCACAGAAGAGCGAGGACUUCCACCACGAACUUCUUCGAAUUUGCAGAAUAAGGCAAUUGGUCCCCGUCAAGCGCCUGUUACGACUAGUGGUCGUCGUCAACCGCAGACAUUGUCCAACUGGCAAGACCAGACUACUACUACCGCUGUUGCUGCUACUGCUGUUGACCAUCGCACAGAUCAAACUUCCUCAAGCUGGCAAGCUCGAAUUGAUGACCUUCUCCAAGGACCAAGUGCUCCCCAUCGUCGUCGCCAAGGCCAGACUGCUUCAAGCUCGCAAGACGAGACUGUAACCAAGUCUCAACAGGCACCUGUUACCGCUGCCAAUCGUCUUGCCAAGACCGAAAUCCCUCCUGGCCCCUUCAUUGGCCCUAAGGAGGAUUCGACACAGGCCAAGCCUGUGUUGAAUAAAAAGCGAAAUGACCGUCGGGCAAAGAAAGCCCUCAAGCAAAAAGUCUCCAAAUUGGAGCAAGAGGUGGAAGAAUUGAAAUCAAGAAAUCAAUUCUUGGAGACCGUCGCUGGGAUUGUGGCCGAGGAGGACCACAUCCGCACCACCCAGCCCUUCAAGUCCCCAUUCGGGGCAAAAGAUGGCACUUCCAAGUCGGAGUGGCUGGCCUCAAAGGCCAACAAGAGGAGUCUUGCCAAUGACCCUCGUGACUUGGGUCACCUUCUCGCCGCCAAAGACGGCAUCAAUGCGCCCUUGUUGGGCUUCGUUCUCAAGGAACGACGGGACUCGGCGUGCGGCCGAGUCGAAGGAGACAAGGUGUUUGUGGAGCGGGGCCGGCCUCGGGGCCACACCGUCAGCAAUGACGGUUCAAAGAUGGAUUGCCUCAAGGAGGCUGAAGUUUGA
This is a messenger RNA of Exophiala spinifera, 2808 nucleotides long. RefSeq lists its product as uncharacterized. Gene Ontology annotation, molecular function: protein binding. The coding region runs from base 1 to 2808 and encodes 935 amino acids. The transcript has a single exon. The record is from RefSeq and is a predicted model, not a curated record. NCBI's taxonomy places the organism in Eukaryota, Fungi, Ascomycota, Eurotiomycetes, Chaetothyriales, Herpotrichiellaceae.